CUUAAAUGCACGCUCUAUAUCUUAUUAUCGUAUGAAAGUCUGUCUUCCGCCUCAGUUUUUACCAGGAAGAACACAGGCCGCAGGUGAUCCGCUAAUGGGCUGACGUUGGUUAUAAAAUGAUGGAGCUAUGGAUCUUACGUAUUGUAUUCUUGUUAGUUUUUCAAAAACGUUUGUAUCAAUGCGAAAUUUUAUGGAAUGAAUUGGAGACGGAAUGCCAACCUCAUCUGCAAAAAGAGAAAUCAGUCAAUAUUUCACACACGGUUGAGGAAAACUGUUCUAUUGGCUCUAUUAUCUACGACCUGUCAACCGAAUUUGGAAGUGGAAAUCUAUUUUUUGAAAGAAAUUUAAAUCGACGGUUUGCUGUUAAAAAUGAUACUGGAGUUAUUGUUGUUGAUGAUGUACUUGAUUUUGAAUCAAAUCCAACCGAAGUUAUCAAUUUUAUUGUUUUCAAUAAUGCGGAUGGUAAAAUCACAAAUGUUCAUCUCGUCGUUGAUGUCUUGGAUGUUGACGAGCCGCCAUCUUGGGCGAUGGCUUUCCAUCCGUACAAGGCGCAAUUUACAUUAGACAAUGAUGCAGAUGAUGUUGUUUAUCGACUGUCAGCAUUUGACCCAGAAAACCGUACAAAUACAUUAGUCUACGGAAUGUUCUCAGAUGAAUACAACCUAUUCAAUGUAAAUCCUAAAAAUGGUGAAAUAUCGCUUAAAACUAGGCCAUCACUCAGUACUUUACCAGAGGAUGUACUACGGAUAACAGUGACUGUAACAGAAAAAGAUAACUUACAGAAUCGCAAUGCAGCUGAUGUGUUUUUUUACACUUCAUCUCAACCACCUCAGUUCACCCUUGAGGGAUACACUAUUAAUAUUAACGAGAAUAUCGAAGUACCUACAAAAUUAGCCACUGUUAAGGCAAGAUCUUUUCAGUCAGACGGGAGCAUCUCAUAUUCAAUUAUAAGACAGCCAGACAAUAUACAACAUUCCAUCGAUGAGUUUGGUAUCGUUAAAGUUCUCUCAACCCUCGACCGAGAAUAUCGUACGGGUUAUACUAUACUCGUAAAAGCUACAGACUCGUUGGAUCAAAUUACAGUAGCGGAGGUAAUACAGUUUAUCUUUGAAGUUGAUAGAAAUGCAACUACUGGAUAUCAUAUUGGCCAAGUUUUUGCCUAUCAUCCUAAUGGUAAUGCACUCCAGUUUACCAUGAAGUCUGGAACUGCAUCUCCGUAUUUCAAAAUGCAACAGGAAACAGGUAUAUUGAGUCUUGUGUCGUCAGCUGAAGCAUUGGAACCAUCCUGUUCUGUGGUUGUGAUAGCCAUGGACAGCAACCUUGUUCGUGGAGGUAUGGAUUCAACGUUUGAAGAAGUUAGUGUUAAUAUUAGGACCAAGGAUCUGAACCAACAUACACCACAGUUUCCAGACUGCAGGAGCUAUUCAACUGUAGAGGUUACCGAGGAGCAAAUGACUGGUACAUUUGUAUUAAAUGUGACAGCAGUAGACAGGGACAAGGGACGUAAUGGUGAAGUUGAGUUUUCUCUUUCUCUAAAUACUGAUGGUAGCACAGUUUUCAAGAUAGAAACGAGCUCCGGAGGUGUUGGAAUUAUCCGGACUCGUCAGAGUCUGGAUCAUGAAAUAAAAUCUAGAUAUACGAUUUCCGUUAUUGCAACAGAUCUAGCGAUGGACUAUCAACUGCGCAAUACAUGUACCAUAGAUAUACGAGUUCUUGAUAUCAACGAUAAUCAUCCUCUUUUUGACUACCCGAGAUAUACACGUAAGUUGUAA
Anneissia japonica is the source of this 1772-nucleotide messenger RNA. Its product is annotated as cadherin EGF LAG seven-pass G-type receptor 1-like. Gene Ontology annotation, molecular function: calcium ion binding. Lineage: Eukaryota; Metazoa; Echinodermata; Crinoidea; Comatulida; Comatulidae. The record is from RefSeq and is a predicted model, not a curated record. The transcript has 8 exons. Gene Ontology annotation, biological process: homophilic cell-cell adhesion. Gene Ontology annotation, cellular component: cell-cell junction; plasma membrane. Bases 117 to 1772 code for a protein of 551 amino acids.